AUGUCUUUGAUCGUAGUGCCUCCUCCUAGAUCUUCUUCACUACGACGUCCACGGGCUGGUUGGAUGACAAAGAUGAUGUUACCUUGUCGAGGCAUUGGCAGCACCAAGACCCGGUGGCAUAGACGAUUCUUUGUAUUGCUUGAUACAGAGCUCCGAUGCUAUAGAAAUGAGCAUAUAGAAACGCCAACGUACGUUAUCAACUUGGAAGAAAUGUGCCAAGUGGUGACUCUUACUAGUAGCAGUAGCCGACCCUACUGCUUUCGGCUUGAGCCAAUUAUCAAGCAAGGCAACCGACCACUGACACUGGCAUGUGAAUCAUCCGAGGAAAUGGCUAGCUGGGUCGAAGCGAUACGAUCUCGAUUACUACCAUCACCUAGCAACAGCCCUAUAUACACCAAAUCCAUAUCCACCUUUGAUAGCAACAAGCGACAAGCAUCAUUGACACGUCGUCGUGGGGUGCUCUUAUCACCCAUCAUGGUUCACCCACUGGAUGACAUGCCUGGAUUAUGGGAUGUUGUACGACCUGGAGAUUAUGCAGCAGCACCGUCCUCACCCAGCAUCCUUUCCUCACCCACUACAAUCACGCUUGCUCAACCAUCACCACCUGUGCUCCUCACACCUUGUAACAAACAUGAAUCACCAACCAUCUUUACGUAUCGUCAACAUAAAAAGCAACCUUCAUCAGGAUUCCUUGUUCCUCCACCACCACCACGAUCACCAUCAGCGGUCUCUUGUUCAAGCCCUUACUCCCCCACUUUUAUAGAAUACAAAGAACGCUUCAACUUGUAA
Lichtheimia ornata is the source of this 789-nucleotide messenger RNA. RefSeq lists its product as uncharacterized. The coding region runs from base 1 to 789 and encodes 262 amino acids. The transcript has 2 exons. The record is from RefSeq and is a predicted model, not a curated record. NCBI's taxonomy places the organism in Eukaryota, Fungi, Mucoromycota, Mucoromycetes, Mucorales, Lichtheimiaceae.